This is a messenger RNA of Zophobas morio, 976 nucleotides long. RefSeq lists its product as uncharacterized. NCBI's taxonomy places the organism in Eukaryota, Metazoa, Arthropoda, Insecta, Coleoptera, Tenebrionidae. Bases 175 to 906 code for a protein of 243 amino acids. The record is from RefSeq and is a predicted model, not a curated record. The transcript is spliced from 6 exons.
AAUCCUACCAAUGGGUUGAAACAAAAAGCAAGUUUAACAUCACGCUGGCCCGGCGCAUCCACCGUUUUAUUCGCUAGAAAAUUUAUAAGGUUUGAAAUUGUUGACCCAUUAUUUUUUUUCCGAUGUCUGAGGAUAUAUUUAAACCGCCAAAAUUCUAAAUUGAUUAGACGUAAAAUGAACAGAGUGGCGCUUUGUUUAUUAAUCGUGGUGGCUUGUGGUAGCUGCCUCAAACUUCCUUCCAGUUUCAAAAAAUGUGAUAAGAAGAGAACCGAUUUUAACCAGUGUUUAAGUGACGCUAUUCAUGGUGCUCUGAAAAUCCUGAAUAAACCGUUACCGUCAUAUGGUUUACCAAGUUUGUAUGACGUUACUCUCCCCGAAGUUAUCUCUUUUGGAAACCGUACCUACGGACUGCUACAGAAAUAUGAUCAUCUAAAAUUGAUAGGGCUCUCGAAACCUACAAAUAUAAACGCUAAAAUGGAUUUUGGUCCUGUGACCAGUACUUUGACAAUAGAAGCGUCUUAUUCUCAACUUACUUACUUAGCUGAUUGCGACUUUCAAGGUACUAUUGUUCUGCUACCUGUAAACGUACAAACACUUGCCGAAUUCACGUUCGUUGAUCCAGCGUUCACCUUUAGUUUUGAACUGGAAGAGUACGAGAAAGGUACUACUCACUUUAGGGUGAUCAAUUCCAAACUCGACAGACAAAUACGAGAUUUUAAAUUUGACUUUAAACAGUUGUUUUCCAAUAAAAUUCUAAAUGAAGAGUUUAAUAAUGCUAUGGAUGCAAAAGGGGAGCAAAUAUUUGCUCUUUUUAAAGAUAUUGAUCAAGCGAUGUUCUCCCCCUUGUUUGGUAGGAUGUUUAAUGCUUUUUUGGAAAAAGUUCCCGUUAAUGAGCUCUUCGAUUGAUAGAUUUUCAUUGAAACUUUGUUAAAGCUGCACAAUUUGUAAUCGAGUAAUAAAAGAAUGUAUCAAAUUG